This is a messenger RNA of Manihot esculenta (cassava), 807 nucleotides long. RefSeq names its product ubiquitin domain-containing protein 7SL RNA1. NCBI's taxonomy places the organism in Eukaryota, Viridiplantae, Streptophyta, Magnoliopsida, Malpighiales, Euphorbiaceae. Gene Ontology annotation, molecular function: ubiquitin binding; polyubiquitin modification-dependent protein binding; proteasome binding. The transcript has a single exon. Gene Ontology annotation, cellular component: nucleoplasm; cytosol. The coding region runs from base 1 to 807 and encodes 268 amino acids. The record is from RefSeq and is a predicted model, not a curated record. Gene Ontology annotation, biological process: proteasome-mediated ubiquitin-dependent protein catabolic process.
AUGGACAUCUUCUUUGAACCCCAAAAAGGCCUACCAUUCACCAUUGAAGUGGGUUACUUUGACACUGUCCUAGAGAUCAAAGAAAAGGUUCAACAAUACCAAGGCAUACCCGUAAACAAGCAAACUCUAGUUUUUAAUGGUCAAGUUCUUGAGGAUGAUCGUGAUAUAGAAUAUUGUGAAGUCCUCCACAACUCUCACAUUCAGCUCCUCAUAGUUUCAGACAAUGAUAAUCAGCCUCAAGUCAAGAUCGAAGACUCAUCACCUUCCAACAAAAUUCAACUCAGCAUCAAGACACCAUCCUCUAAGGUGCUUGUCCCUCUACAAAUGGAUUUGGAUGAUACCAUCUUACAAUUGAAAGAAAAUAUACAUGAAAUGGAGCCUGUUCCAAUCCAGAGGCUAAUGCUUCAAUUCAAUGGUGGAGAAUUGCAGGAUAAUCGCUCUUUACGUGAGAGUGAACUGGUGGAUAAGAUUGAAAUUAACGUCAACAUAAGGCCCUCACCCACUAAUUCAGGCACAGGGUCUACUGGUAUUGCCACUACUGGCACCAAGAAGCUGAAGUUGAUGGUGCUGCCCAAGUGCGGAACUAAGAAGAUACCAAUUGAAGUGAACGCAUCAGACAAUGUUGGGGAGCUGAGAAAAGAGCUGCAGAAGUUAAAUCAGAGGCUGCAUUUUCAUCUUCCACCAGAAGGAUACAUUUUCAUAUACAAACAGAACGUGAUGGACGAUGAUAGGUCAUUUAAGUGGCAUCAUGUCUACCAAGGUGAUACAAUUGAGAUCUUCAAUGGAAGUGUCACCGGAGGAUCCUAA